Molecule: messenger RNA, 1338 nt
Organism: Ectocarpus sp. CCAP 1310/34
Lineage: Eukaryota; Phaeophyceae; Ectocarpales; Ectocarpaceae
Source: the annotation of a GenBank genome assembly
AUGUGGAAGGCGAGUAAGUCUCCUACAGCUCACCGCCAACCUCGGCGGCAGCUCACCGAGCCGGGCGGGGGCGACGUGGUGUACGCCAAGUUUCUCAACUGGGCGUCCUACAAGAGCUUAGAGGAGCGACAAAGCGACGACUUCACUGACCCUGGCCGCACGCUCUUCCUCUCGACGCCGUGUAAGUGCCUGGUUCAACCCGCAGACGCACGUGGGAGUGGCAGGGUGCACGUGACGGAAUCAUGGAUCUUUGCAUCUGAAGACAUGGCGCAUGACUGCGAUUUCCACCUGCACGGCUUGGCCAGGAUGGCGGACUACUACCUGCGUGGAGAUGGAAGCGAAGCAACAGCUGCCGCCCGGAAAGAAGGCCGGACGCCCCGGAUUCAUAUGUUCACGGAUGGACGCGGGAAGCAGUACAAGGGAAGGCGGAAUUUCCGGCCGACAGCGUGCGGCAAAUCGGCUUCUUCAUCGAUCAUCACGNUCGCGGCCACAUCUCACUUCAAAGGUUGCCAUGAUGGGAUCGGCGGAGUCGCAAAGAACGCCAUGAAGAGGAGGGAGAGAUUUGGCAAGCGAAUCAUGGGGGCGGACGGGGUGGUCAGCUUUUUGCGAAGCUUCUUUCGGGAGAAGGCAGGCAGCGAGGGGGAGGAGGGUAUGCGGAAGUAUUUUGCAAAGUGGUCUCCGUACCGCAUGCGGAGGGUGCACGUCGAGUUUAUCGGCAAGAAGGAGAUGUAUCGGCCAAAUUCGGUCCUGGCAGGCACAGAGGGUACACGAGACAUGUACCACUUCGCGGGAGCAAAUACUCCCAAGUGGGAUGGGUCCACCACAACCGAGGGGCGCGUAGAUGACUGAAAGCUGGUACGAAAGAGCGAAGGGCGGGGUAGCUUGUCGAGUCAAGAGAAGAGAAGGUUGCGGGAAGUCAAGGUGUUGGGUGCAGUAGCGAGCAGAUGGACGGGUAAGGGGGCUAAGUUGCAGGAUCCGGUGUCGCGGGAGGAAGACGUGACUUGCAGAAAGGUGAAACGGACGUACAGGCUCAGGACUCGGCUGGCGUCGUGCUUCUGCUCGGCGUGCCAGCGUUGCGAGUAUGAGCAGUGCUACGUCAGCAAGACGUACCCACGUCUCGUUCCCGCAUUGCAAGAGGGCGAAGUGAAGGAAACGGUGAUCAUGGACACUGGAGUAGCGCCCGUAGACGAAGAUGACUCCCGGGGGAUCCAGUUCGGGAGUAGGAAGAAGGAAUGCAAUAUGAAGAGAAUUACUGGGACACAAUGGCAAGACUGCGAAUCUGCUGCUGCGUCAAAGAUUUGAGAAGGGCUUGGUAGGAAGGUCGGCACACAACUGGUU